AUAAUGUCCACAUUUAGAACAGAAGUUCCGCAGAAAUUGGGAAAAUUUUUGGCCACGUAAUACAGAUAAAUCAUUUUUUUAAGAGUAUAAAACAUAAAUAUUUUCGGCAACUUUCAGAACAGACAUUGGUGUUUACAUCCAGACUCCAAGAAGUUUUCUUAAUAUUUGUAAAUAAUACGGUAAGCAACCUGUAAUUUUUUAACAUUUUAUUUUAUUUGUUGAAGGUGAUUCGAUUAUGUUGUUGAUUCAUUUCACAUACCACCCAGCUUGACAACCAAAGGUAAUGAAUAAUAAUAUAUCUCCUAAAGAUAUAAUCGUGGCGAUCAUUAGCUUGUAAAAUUUAGUUAGUGUUUGACCAAGUAGGUUAGGUUUGAGGCUUCUAAAAAAAUGAUGGUUCAUUGGUAAUAAAAUAAAAGCAGUAUCGAGAGUAUGUAAUGAAAAAUCAAGACGAUGACGUCAAGCUCCACAAAUACCAACCUUAAUAUCUUUCAUCCAUUUUAUCAUAUUGAUUUUUGAUAAAUUAUUUAUACCGAUAACAUAAAUUGUUUCCCCCUUCUUCCGAAUUACCUUUACUAAAUAUCAAAAGGUUUAUACCAAUUUUCUUGUAAGUGUAUUUUAUUCCUAUUUUGAAUUGAUGGAAAGAUUAUCUUAGUGCUUUAAUGGCGUUAAAAACGAAUACUUUAAUUUUGUGUUAAUUUUUGCCAAUUUUUCAAAUUUGAUAACUUAUUUUAUUUUGGUUAUUGUAUAAUUUUCAGAUAUACACAAAUGGCAGAAUAUAAUUUUUCCAAGAUGUGUGAGGACUGGGCAGAGCAGCAAUCACUUGACACUCCAGAUUAUAAAAGUUAGUUUAAUCAGUUUGACUGGUUGUCUUAGCCGGUGAAAAUUAAAAUCUCAGUUAUAUGAAUGAUAACAAUUUUAAGUUGUUUUUGUUUAAAACAAAUUUUCUUACGAGUGUAAUGUAUAGAAAUAAAUUGCACCUAUCACCAUCUGGCAAGCAGCUAUUGCAAGGGUGCAGCAAUUUCCAUUGACCAGACAGUGUGACCAUAGAUUUAUUUAAUAGUGGUUCUCAGCCGAAAGUUACCUUGUUCAGAUAAAGAAUUUGUCUCCUUGGAAUAGAGCUACAUUUUACCUAUUGAGGAUCCCUGAACGACCGUGACCCUUCCAUUCUGACCUUUCAACAUUACAUGGAGAGACUGUUACAAAUAGGAUAAAUCCAAUUAUUUCUUUAAUGACGAUUUUUUUCUGAAAUUAUUUAAACCUAAACUGUGUGUACAUUUUCUUGAUAUCUUUCUCAUUUCGACAGUCGAGGGCAGAGCAAACCUGAACAACUUGAAGUUAUCCGUUGAAGACAUCAGCUGGUCAGGCUUCAGACAGCUGGUCAACGAAGAGUCGCAAAAGGUCAGUCCAUUUUUCAUCGACUGCAGGCUCUUUCAUUGGAUUUAAUACCUAGUCGUCACCAUCCACAGCUUUAUCAACUUUAAAUCAUCAUCUAAACAGUAGAUGUUUCAUUUAUCAGCUUUAGAAAAAAAAAAAAACACUGGAGGUUUCUAAACAAGUGUGACGUAUAGAUGGUCUUACAAAAUAUUCUAAAUAAUUAUAGGUUAUUGUGUUAGGGAUUUAUCGAAAAUCCCUAGCAAUGGCAUCGGAUUGUUUUUUAAAUCAGCAAGACGCCGAUAAGCUGAAAUUCUGAUGGCUUCAAAAAUAGUUUGAAAUGGCAUAAAUUUUAAAUGUAUGUUAACUAAUCUUAGAUAUUAUGCACCUAAAUAUAAAUAUAAAGCAAGUAAUAGCUUAUGAUUUUUUUUUAAAAUUAAAUUUAUUUCUGAUGUCAAAACUAAAAGGCGAUACUUAAAAACAGCACUUUGAUUUAUGGUAUUCAUUUAAAUUUAUUAUUUCCUUAUUUUUAGGAUUUAUUUCAUAAAAAUAGGGGGUAUGUGGGGGGAUGUGGGGGGAUGUGGGGGAUGUGGGGGAUGUGGGGGAUGUGCAUAAAAAUAUCACGAAAUUAUACCAACACUAUUGACAUGUUCAAAAAAAUGACAUCAAAUUUACAUGGCACAAUGCAUGUUUAGCAAACGAAAAAUAAAGAGCGAUAUGUCGUACUAUAUGACAUUCAAGCUAGAGGUAUUUUAUUAUUUUUUCUUCCACAAAGGUGAGCGUUCAAUUUAACCCGAUGCAGCCAAGUCUGUACAGUGGCCUACACGCGAGCAAGGAAUCCGAAAUGAUCACAGAGGCCCACUUAACGAGAGGAGUCGUCAAAGGUAGGAUGUCAGUCUGGUGUCAGUCUGAUGUCAGUCUGGUGUCAAUUUGAUGUCAGUCUUUUGUCAAUUUGAUGUCAGUCUGGUGUCAGUCUGGUGUCAGUCUGGUGUCAAUCUGAUGUCAGUCUGGUGUCAAUUUGAUGUCAGUCUGGUGUCAAUUUGAUGUCAGUCUGGUGUCAGUGUGGUGUCAGUCUGAUGACAGUCUGGUGUCAAUUUGAUGUCAGUCUGGCGUCAGUCUGGUGAUAUUCUGGUGUCAAUCUGAUGUCAGUCUGAUGUCAGUCUGGUGUCAAUUUGAUUUCAAUCUGGUGUCAAUCUGAUGUCAGUCGGGUGUCAAUCUGAUGUCAGUUUGGUGUCGGUCUGGUGUCAUUCUGAUGUCAGUCUGGUGACAGUCUGGUGACAGUCUGGUGACAGUCUGGUGACAGUCUGGUGACAGUCUGGUGACAGUCUGGUGUCAGUCUGGUGUCAGCCUGAUUUCGUUCUGAUGCCAGUCUGAUGCCAGUCUGAUGUUGGUCACAUGUCAACAAAGACAGAGCAAUUAGUUUAAAUAAGAUUAAAAUAAAGUACAUCACGUGAAGAUGCCUAGCCUUCAUGGAGGAAGGCCUGACGAAAUACUUAAGGCACUUAUUACAAGUGAAUGGAACAUCUAAGAUGGGCCAAUAAACAGAUUAAGUUAACAUUUCAAAUGUACCAUGAAAUGGUUUUCGAAAGUCCAUUUAAGACAAUGUUCAUUUUAUGUCCAUAAAAAUAAUAUGCGUAGUUACAGUAGAAUGAAGUUACAAGCAAAAGUUCUUGUUCUCAUUAUUAGUAUAAGUCUGACUGAGUUUUUUUGUCAACCCACCAGGGUUGAACACCCCACUGCGACUUCCUGUUCGUGGUCAGAGUAACGAGAUCCAGAAAAUUCUGGGCGGAUACGUGACCAUUGACCCGGGCACUAAAGAGUCCAGGUCAAGCAACAAAAUGACCGUGACCCUGGGCAGCUCCCACCAAGCUAACGCAAACCAGCCAACCCAGGCCAGGGUGUCAUCUAAACAAACAGCUUAUGAAAGUAAGUCGAGGUUAUUCUUUUGAGUUAGGCAUUAAAAUGUGUUGUUUUAAAAUUAUGAUUGAUUUAAACUUCGUAAAUAAAGAUCAUAAAGAGACGAGUUCAUUGCAUGUAUGAAGGUGGCUAUGAAGAUCAUUGGUGGGAAAGUCCAUUGCAUUGCUGAAGAUAGCGUUGCAUAUCAUUGGUAGGAGAGUCCAUUGUACUUCCUGAAGGUGGCUAUGACGAUCAUUGGUGGGAACCUCUAUUGCAUGCUUGUACGUGGCUUCGAGGGUCUGAUUUCGGACUUCCAGAGUAACAAAGCUUUGAUGUCAGACAAAGUCACCGACCUCUACAUGUAACAAAAUCGAGAGAUACGGCACAUAUCCUACAAUAUAAUAUCUGCUAAUAUCUUGUUUCUUUAUGACUAUUUAUAUAAUUAUUUUGGAAUUUUUUACAAGAACUUCUCUUUCGUCUCACAACAGUAGAUUAACACACUGAGUAGUGUGGCUGUAUUUUUACUUUAUUGAUGCGUAACGAAAUUUAAAAAUUUAAAGAAAGGUAAUUACAUUUACAUUUUUGCUCAUCCUUUAAAGGGGGGAGAAAAAGGGGGGGGGGGGGGGGGGGAAAUUGUUUCCAAGUCCACAUUUUAAAAAAAUAAUUUAACCUAACAAUAACAAAUGGGUUAAUUUUUUUUUUUUUGAUGCGUAACGAAAUUUAAAAAUUUAAAGAAAGGUAAUUACAUUUACAUUUUUGCUCAUCCUUUAAAGGGGGGAGAAAAAGGGGGGGGGGGGAGGGGUGAAAUUGUUUCCAAGUCCACAUUUUAAAAAAAUAAUUUAACCUCACAAUAACAAAUUGGUUCAUUUUUUUUCUUGCAGUCCAUUUCACAGCUAAAGUUUCAUGCCUAGGAAUUGUGACGUUCUCCCAGGAUUCCACUGAUGAGCAGGUGUUUGCUCAAAUCAUCGCAGACCUUCAAGAGAGGGGUCAUGACCUCAGUCUGGUGGUUAAUAGAAAGAAUGGCUUUGCCGAUUCCGUUUCCUUCCAAAUGGCCGGCCGCUGUGUGUUUAGAGGGGAAUUCGAACAGGAAAUUAAUUGGCAAUAUUGACACUAGAUAUUUAUAGGCCAAAGAAGUUCAAUAACAUAGGAAAAUGUUUUCCUUUUUUUUUAGUGGUUAUUUGAAAAUUCGCUUUACAAUUUGUGAAAUUCAUAAUGUAAUAGGCAAAUAAUUUAAGUUUUAAAAUUAUCUUCAGUAAAUAAUACUUUUUUUUUAAAUACCUUUUAAAAAGAAAAUGAGUCAUUCAAAAAAAAUAAAUAAUAAUAAUUGAGAGCUGCUACGAUGAAACAAAUGCAAAUGGCGAUUAAGAGAAUUUUAUGAAAGAUUGUGUUUGUCAGAUUCUUGAACAAAAGACUUCGCUUGGAUGUGGAAAAUGAUGAGUUGAUCUAUUUUCUAAAUAUAAUUUUUUAGAAUUUUUUGCGUUUUUUUACAUUUAUUACAAUGCAAUGUUAUUUUGUUAUGUUCUGCUUGUAUGUUCACUUUCACCUGUAGGAAUGUAGUCCAUUAUAUUAAAAUUAUGUUCACUUUAACCUGUAUGAAUGUAGCCCAUUAUAUUAAAAUUAUGUUCACUUUCAACUGUAUGAUUGUGGUCCAUUACAUUAAAAUUAUGUUCACUUUCAUCUGUUUGAAUGUAGUCCAUUAUAUUAAAAUUAUGUUCACUUUCACCUGUAUGAUUGUGGUCCAUUAUAUUUAAAUUAUGUUCACUUUCACCUGUAUGAAUUUAGUCCAUUGCAUUUAAAUUAUGAUCAUUUUCACUUGUUUGGAUGUAGUUCCUUACAUUUAAAGCAUACGAAUUUUGUACCUUGUGAGAAAAAGUUUAAUAAAUUGUUUGAAACUAAAUGUUUACUUUGUUUUUUCUUAAAUAAUAUGUUCACCCUAAUUAUAUGCAACUGUUUUAAAAAAUUCGCAUUAAAAUUUUUUUUAAAACCUGCAUUAUAAGAUUAUAACUACAAUCCAAUAAUGCAACAUCGUAGCCUCAGGCAGGUCUGACAAUGUGUACUCACCAAUUUCUACUACUGCUAGUAGCUUGUAGUGACAACAUGGCGGCUGGUGAACUUCCUCUAAUGAAAACGUCAGUUGGGUCUGAGGU
Molecule: messenger RNA, 5414 nt
Organism: Lymnaea stagnalis (great pond snail)
Lineage: Eukaryota; Metazoa; Mollusca; Gastropoda; Lymnaeidae
Source: the annotation of a GenBank genome assembly